Messenger RNA from Rana temporaria (common frog), 1553 nucleotides. RefSeq names its product elastase-1-like. The transcript is spliced from 6 exons. The coding region runs from base 162 to 1088 and encodes 308 amino acids. The record is from RefSeq and is a predicted model, not a curated record. Gene Ontology annotation, biological process: proteolysis. Gene Ontology annotation, molecular function: serine-type endopeptidase activity. NCBI's taxonomy places the organism in Eukaryota, Metazoa, Chordata, Amphibia, Anura, Ranidae.
CCAUGUGUUUUGAUCUCUAGGUAUUGUUAUAUGUGCAUUUAUCAGGACCCUGGUAACAGCAAAAGUUAGUGUUAUGUCCCCUGUGUAAAGCUCAUCAUGACACAUCCUCUGCUGUAUAAAUACCAACACUGUCCUCAUUGCCACAGUUCACACACCUGGAAAUGAUUUUAAAAGGUCUCCUUAUUCUGCUUUGUGUGCUGUCAUUAGCACAGGCAACAUCGCCACAGCACAUUAUCCACCCCAAGUUUCUCCACCUAGACUGGCCAGCUGAUUGUGGAGUUGCAUUUUUUCAACAAAAUACAGCAGGAAGGAUUGUGUCUGGAAAUGAAGUACGCCCGUUCUCCUGGCCUUGGCAGGUUUCCUUGCAGGUUCGGUCUAGAGGAAGUAAGAAGUAUGUUCACGUCUGCGGUGGGACGCUCAUUCACAAGAAUUGGAUUCUCACUGCAGCCCACUGCUUUCAGAAGGGUAAGGCAGAAGAUGCCACCAACUGGAGGAUCGUCCUUGGGAAGCAUAACCUCAACCGUACAGAAUCUACGGAAAAAAUUUACAAUGUGAAGCGCAUCUAUAGACAUGAACGUUUUCGCUAUCCCCAUCUGAACGAGCUGGACUAUGACAUUGCAUUAGUGAAGCCUGUGGAGGAUAUACUGCCUACUCACUUUAUACAUUAUGCCUGCCUUCCUAAGAAAGAAAUAACUCUACGUCCAGGCCAUUUCUGCUGGGUAACCGGAUGGGGAGACACCAGAGGUGGAAAGGCAAACUUAACACUGUCAGAAGUCCUUAACCAAGCCAAGCUGCCCAUCAUUGACAACAAGACUUGCAAGCAGAAAAAAUUCUGGGGAGAAAGAGUUCGGGAGUCAAUGAUUUGUGCAGGUUUCCGAGAUUUUGGAGGAUCUCCUGCUGCUUGCCAGGGAGAUUCUGGAGGACCACUCGUAUGUCAAAAUGGAAGAGAACGUUGGGAAGUCCACGGGAUAGUCAGUUUUGGACCCAUUGGUUGCACAGUGGAGAACAAGCCCAGUGUUUUCACUAAAACUUCCACCUAUAUUCCUUGGAUUGAGGCCACAAGAAUCCGUGAUUUCUUCCUACACUGAAGGCAGAAGCGGGAGCUCAAAUGUGGCAGCUGUUCAAAUCUUGGAUUGUAAAAGGGAUUUAUGCUUAUUCUUCAUAGCAGGGAUUUAGUCUUAUCACAUGGCACAGCCUGUGCAUACAACAUCUUCAGCGUUGUUAGAUUAGUGUGCAGUCCAGUAGCUACUUGUUUCUGAAGUCAGCAAAGAUAGAAAAGGCCAGUUGGCACAGAGGUGAAAUGAAUGCAGUAUCUUGUGUUCCGCACAUAUCACAGAUCUGCCGUAUGCAGCUACUUACAACUGUAGCCUUUCCUGUCCAAUAAAACAAAGGAGAUCAUGUAAAUGCUAAAGUGACCUCAAUCUGUGUACAUCAAAUACUUACACCUGUUGUACGCACCUUUAAGAUAGAUACAAUGAUUUUACCUUCCAGGCCAUUUUUAUAUUUUAUUCCAUAGAUAAGGAGUAGAGGGUGACAACAUUUUUCAGAUAAUA